Messenger RNA from Paramecium tetraurelia, 1491 nucleotides. RefSeq lists its product as uncharacterized. The transcript has 9 exons. The record is from RefSeq and is a predicted model, not a curated record. Lineage: Eukaryota; Ciliophora; Oligohymenophorea; Peniculida; Parameciidae.
AUGAAUAAUGAAGAAGAAUUACUUAAUUUUUAUAAAGAUGAAUUAGUGUGUUUAAAAGAUUCAAUCAUGUCAUUGCAGGAAUAGAAGCAGAAAUUAACUGAAAAAGUUGACCAACUUGAAAAAUAAAAUAACAUCCUCAAAGAAAAUAAUGAUAACUUGAGCGAAAUGUUUACUCAAUAUAAAGAAUAUACAUCCACACAGAUUAGAGAUCUCGAAUUAUAGUUAGUUAAUUUAAGUGUGGAAAGGGCUGAUAGAGAAUUACUUUUAGAUACUUUACAUUAAGAAAUCAGACAAUUAAAAAAGGCAAAUUUUGAAAAGGAAUAAAUUAUAAAGGAAUAAGAAAGUACCAAACACGUAGACAUUGUAUCAUCAUUUCAGGAUUCCCCUGAUAAUUUAAGUUAAAUAAGUUAAGAUGAAUAAAAUCAAAGGAAGAGUGUUGAAGUCAAACAAGAAUAAGUCAUUUAUUUAAAAAAAUAAUUUCACACACCCUAAAAAAAUAACAAACCUGAGAUCUAAUCUAUAAUUGAUAGUAUUCCCAAAUCAUAAUACACUAUACUAUAUGAGGAGGAAAUGAAGAAAAUUAAAGAUAUAUCAAAUAAACAAUUUGAAAUGAAAAUCUGGUAAGAUCAAGUUAUGGUACUAUUUAAAGAAAAAUAUAAAAAUGAAAAAGCUAUAAAUGGAAAGUUAAGAGAUUUAUUGAGAAAUUCUUAUCCAGAACAACAUAGAGGCAAGAUCUGGUCUUUUUUAAUUGGUAAUCAAUUAUAAAUUAAUAAAUAACUUUAUGAAAAAUUGUUGUUAUCUAUUCCAAAUCACCCAUUGAUCACAAAUGAACUAAAGAAUUUGAUUAAUAAUGAUCUUUAGAGAACAUUUACUAUUAUCAAUGAUUUUGAAAAUUCAGAUAAGUUGAAAGACGACUUAAGAGAGAUACUUACCAUAUUUCAUAUUUAUAGACCAGAUAUGGGAUAUAUCUAAGGAAUGACGUACUUAGCAUUCAUGUUUCUAAUUCGUAUGCCUAAGCAAAAGGCCUUGAAAUGUUUAGCCAAUAUUUUAUUCAAAAGCCAAUUGUUAAGGACAUUCUAUUAAUUUAAAAGCCAUUAUUUAGAAGCUUACUUCUUAUUAUUUGAUUCUUUUUUCCAAGAAAAGUUACCAGUUUUAGCAAACAAAUUUAAUUAGAUCAAUUUGCCAAAACAAUCAUUUUUAGUGGAAUGGUUUUACACAGUUUUUUCAAGGGCAUUCAAUUUAAUAACUUCGAGCAAAGUUUGGGAUUAUUUUUUAUGUGAAGGAGAUUUGUUCUUAAUUAGGUUAACAUUAGCAGUAUUGUCAAAUCUGGAACCAGAAUUAUUGAAAUGUGAAUAUGAAGAUAUUUUAAUGCUUAUAAGAUAGAAGACAUAUUAGAUCAAAAUAGAUGAAUUGUUCAAACAUUUAAACAAAUUCAAGAUAGAAGAUAAGACUUUCCAAAUCAGAUUAUAAAAAUAAUUAGAUGAUUUGUGA